Molecule: messenger RNA, 3134 nt
Organism: Venturia canescens
Lineage: Eukaryota; Metazoa; Arthropoda; Insecta; Hymenoptera; Ichneumonidae
Gene: Kap-alpha3
Product: karyopherin alpha3
Exons: 9
Coding region: 611-2158 (515 amino acids)
Biological process (GO): NLS-bearing protein import into nucleus
Cellular component (GO): nucleus; cytoplasm
Molecular function (GO): protein binding; nuclear import signal receptor activity
Source: RefSeq, a predicted model, not a curated record
UCGCAAAAUCACAGGAGUGAACGUCGCGUUGGAAAGUCGCCUUUUCGUUUGGUUCUGGUGUUUUUUUCUCCUGAUACCACGGCGCUCGAGGGGCUAAAAACUGUGCGGUUUCCGGAAGGUUCUUUUACACAGCGACAGAAAACGUGCGUGACUCGAGUAAAGAAAAAAAAACCAUUUCGCCAAAAAAGUGAAUGACACGAGAAAUUCGUUUAACAAAAAACGCGUGUAUGCAUCUUAUUUGCAUAUGAAAUUGUCCCUUAAGCGAGCUGACACUAACCGUUAAUACACGUACGACUUUGUAGUAGUUAUGCAGUUGCGAAAAUAGGUGGGCAUUGAAGUAGGGAAUAGCCGUCGUGGAGCAGGUAAAACGGCACGUUAAAACGCGACACGCAGGUUAAAAAAGCGAAUAAAAAUAUACGUCGUUGAAGAGAAGUGUAUAUGCGCGCGUGUGUAUUCCAAAAGUACAAAACAGAUAUAGUGCGCGAAGCGAUCGACGACAGGAGUGGUGUUCGUUGUAACGGAGACGUGCGUGCUCUCCCAAAAACUCCGGUGUAACCGGCGUACCAAUUCACAUACUCGAGUACGACAUUGGUUAUUGUAAAGAAAAAAAAUGGCGGCCGAAAUGCAAAACAAGAAUCGUAUGAUGGUUUUCAAGAACAAAGGAAAAGAUCAGGAGGAAAUGAGAAGAAGACGAAACGAAGUGACUGUCGAAUUACGAAAAAACAAACGAGAGGAGACUCUUCAGAAACGACGAAACGUACCUAUAACAGACUCAACGGACGAAGACGAUAUUGAGAGAACACUCUCAAAGAUUAACUUGAAAGAACUCGUUGAGAAGGCAGCCAGUUCGAACCCAACUGAACAGUUGCAAGCUGUACAGUCCGUUCGGAAGUUACUUUCAUCAGAUCGGAAUCCACCAAUUGACCCGCUUAUCGAGAGUGGAAUAUUGCCAAUUUUGGUACAUUGUCUUGAACAGGAAAAUAGUCCUUCCCUGCAGUUUGAAGCUGCAUGGGCUUUGACGAACAUUGCCAGUGGAACAUCGGAACAAACGCAAGCAGUCGUAGCUGCCGGUGCUGUGCCACAUUUCCUUCAUCUGCUACUAUCGAGUCAACAAAAUGUUUGUGAACAGGCAGUUUGGGCGUUAGGUAAUAUUAUCGGUGAUGGACCGGCGCCGAGAGAUUACGUGAUUAAUCUUGGUGUCGUAGAACCUCUGUUAACGUUUAUUAAGCCCGACAUACCAAUAACGUUUUUACGCAACGUCACGUGGGUCAUCGUAAACUUAUGUAGAAAUAAAGAUCCACCACCACCGGUUCAAACGAUAAAAGAAAUAUUGCCAGCUCUUAACAUCCUCAUUCAUCAUACGGACGUUAACAUUCUCGUUGACACGGUGUGGGCACUGAGUUACCUGACCGAUGGUGGUAACGACCAAAUCCAAAUGGUCAUUGACAGUGGAGUCGUUCCACAAUUGAUUCCGUUACUAUCGCACAAGGACGUAAAGCUUCAAACGGCUGCCUUAAGAGCAGUUGGAAACAUCGUAACCGGCACUGACGAACAGACGCAAACAGUUUUGAACUGUCAAGCACUUUCGCAUUUCCCGAAUCUACUUACUCACUCGAAGGACAAAAUUUGCAAAGAGGCCGUGUGGUUCCUAUCGAACAUAACAGCAGGAAAUCAAUCGCAGGUCGAGGCUGUAUUAGAAGCUGGUCUUUUGCCCCUCAUCAUACGCAACUUAUCCAAGUCGGACUUCCAAACUCAAAAGGAGGCAGCAUGGGCAAUUAGCAAUAUGACGAUAAGCGGCAACAGGGACCAGGUUGCACGAUUGAUACAAUUUGGCGUUAUCGAACCUUUCUGCGAGCUUCUCUCGUGCAAAGACGUCCAGGUUCUACAGGUAGUACUCGACGGUAUCAAUAAUAUGCUCAGACUCGCUGGGCCGGAGGUUGAACAAUUGGCCAACAUGAUCGAAGAAUGUUCCGGUUUGGAUAAAAUCGAGGCACUGCAGAACCACGAAAACGUAGACAUUUACAAAUUAGCUUACGAUAUUAUUGAACAAUACUUUUCGGAAGAGGCUGACGAUACGAAUCUUGCACCGCCGGUUGGAGAAGGAGCUUUCGAAUUCGAUCCCACGACGACUAUUCCAAGCGAAGGUUUCAAAUUCUGAGACGACCUCAUCGUUCCCUAUCCAAUCGUGCCGUCCCCUGACAAACAUAAUUAUCACCACCACAGCAGCGGAGCGAUUUUGCUUCCUCUUUCCUUCACCGACACGAAGUCUUUGUUCCGAUGAUAUGACGAAGUGACGGCCACGGCCAUCGUAACAAUCGAGAAUCGAAGAAUUUCAUAGUUUUAUUUCGUGUGAUGCAUGCGCAUCAACGGAUGAAAUAAUUAUGAGAAUAAAUAGCAUGGACGAUGAAAAUCAUUGGUAAACAAGUAACAAGACGAAAAACGAAAAAAAAAACAAACAAAAAAAAAUCGUAAACAACAAACACCGGGGGCCUUCUUGAACGCAUGUAUCACCGAGAAGAAUAACAACGAGAAUCCGUGGCCAUCAAUCGAGAUAAAAGCCCCGAGAAAGUAUGAACGCGAACUUUUACAAAAGGAGCAAGUUAUCAUAAACUUUACACGAAUCGACCGUCUUUUGUUCUUUUCAUCUUCUUCUUCUUCUUCUUCUUCUUCCAUUUAAUUUACUGAUAAACAUUACAUUUUUAUUGCAUAUUAUUAUUGAAGUAACAAGUCUACAAACAAAAUAAAAACUACUGAUGCUAGAUAUAUAUGACGACACUCGUAUAUUCCUAUUUGAAGAACAAAACAAACGUGUAAUUAUGGAUAAUUUGAUUUAUUUUUCAACUGCACGUUAGACAAAGAAAAAAGACGUUUUUUCUCAUGAUCGAUGAUGCUUCAUCGAUCCCUCGUACGGGUCGGGUGUCUUGGUUAUUCGUGUUACUUUGAAUGAAAGAAAAAGAAAACAAUUGAGAAAACAUACGUUUCGUGUAUAUUUUAGGCAAGUUAAAUUUAUAGUGAUAUUGGAUUACUAAAUAAAUGAAUCAAUUGACUACUUCGCGAUUAGUAGGCAUUAAUUAAUAUGAUAACACGUUCUUCUGUACGGAACAAGCGAAAACAAUAAAAAAGAGAAAAACGCA